Molecule: messenger RNA, 4243 nt
Organism: Danio rerio (zebrafish)
Lineage: Eukaryota; Metazoa; Chordata; Actinopteri; Cypriniformes; Danionidae
Source: RefSeq, a predicted model, not a curated record
AUGAGUUCAUGUAACAAAUGAAGUGAAAAUGAAGUUUAGUGUUAACGUUUUAACAUUUUAACAACAGGAUUCUACUGCUUGGAUUAUCACAAUAUUAUAAAAUAUAGGCCAUAAUGCAAAGGUGGAUGUCUGAAAAAGCUGUUUAAGAAUAAACUUUUGAACAUUUAAAACUGCAUGAGAGAGUCAAUGAUGAGAGUCAGUGCUGAAGAUCAGAUUUAGUUUCAUCAUUGGUCAUGGAGGACACACAAACAACUAUAGAGAAGGAUUAUUCUCCAAGAUUCAGUUUAGUCCAUCAAAAGAGAUCAGAGCCCAGCUGUGUGUCUAUAAGGAGGGACCAGUCUGUGGCUCAUCCAAUAGAUUUUAAGAGUGAAGAUACACAGACUCAUCUCAGUUCAGUUCACCAGGAGAGAUUAGAUCCAGAGCCCAGCUGUGUGUCUAUAAGGAGUGACCGCUCUGUGGCUCAUCCAAUAGAUUUUAAGAGUAAAAAUACUCAUCUCAGUUCAGUUCACCAGGAGAGAUCAGAGCCAGAGCCCAGCUGUGUGUCUAUAAGGAGUGACCGCUCUGUGGCUCAUCCAAUAGAUUUUAAGAGUGAAGAUACACAGACUCAUCUCAGUACAUUUCAUCAGAAGAGGAAAGAAGCAGAUCCCAGCUGUGUGUCUAUGAGGAGUGAUACGUUUAUGAAUCAGCCAAUAAAUAUAAAGAUUGGAGAAACACAGAAUGAUCUCAAACAAAACCUGCUGAACACAUUUAGAUCAAAUCUGCUGAAGAAGUUUGAGUGUCUGUAUGAGGGAACAGCGGUGCAGGGAAACCCAACACUCCUGAAUGAGAUCUACACAGAGCUCUACAUCACAGAGAGUGAGAGUGGAGAGAUCAGUCAUGAGCAUGAGGUGAGACAGAUUGAGACACAAUCCAGGAGAUCAACAACAGAGGACACAGCGAUCAAAUGCAGAGACAUCUUUACACCUUUACCUGGACAGAACAAAGCCAUCAGAACUGUGCUGACGAAGGGAGUCGCUGGCAUUGGAAAAACAGUCUCUGUACAGAAGUUCAUCCUGGACUGGGCUGAAGAGAAGGAGAAUCAGGACGUCCAGCUCAUAUUUCCACUUCCUUUCAGAGAGAUCAAUCUGAUGAAGGACAAAACACUCAGUCUGUCAGAUCUUCUUCAGCUCUUUUUCCCUCAAACUAAAGAAAUGGAAAUAUCCAGUGAGAAAUAUAAAGUGCUGUUCAUCUUUGAUGGUCUGGACGAGUGUCGUCUGUCUCUGGAUUUUCAGAGCGCUGUGAGGUUGUGUGACGUCAGUGAAUCCGCCUCAGUGGACGUGCUGCUGACCAACCUGAUUGUGGGGAAUCUGCUUCCCUCUGCUCUCAUCUGGAUCACCUCCAGACCAGCAGCAGCAGAUCUCGUCCCCUCUGAGUGUGUCCAUCGAGUGACAGAGGUACGAGGCUUCAAUGACCCACAGAAGGAGGAAUACUUCAGCAAGAGAAUCAGUGAUCAGAGUCUGGCCAAUACAAUCAUCUCACACCUGAAGUCCUCCAGGAGCCUCUACAUCAUGUGCCACAUCCCAGUGUUCUGCUGGAUCUCAGCCACUGUUCUGGAGAAGAUGUUGAGUGAAGCAGAGACUGCAGAGAUUCCCAAGACUCUCACUCAGAUGUACACACACUUCCUGAUCCUGCAGACCAACAUCAAACAUCAGAAGGACUAUGAGGAGAAGCUGACAGAUGAAGACAUGAUCCUCAAACUGGGGAAAGUGGCUUUUCAGCAGCUCAUGAAAGGCAAUAUAAUCUUCUAUGAGGAAGACCUGAGAGAGUGUGGCAUUGAUGUGGCAGAAGCUUCAGUUUACUCAGGAUUGUGCACUCAGAUCUUCAGAGAGGAGUUUGGCUUGUAUCAGGGGAAAGUCUUCAGCUUUGUUCAUCUGAGCAUUCAGGAACAUCUAGCAGCUCUAUAUGUGCACCUCUCCUGUUUAAACAACAACAGAAAUGAGUUUGAGCAAAUCAGCAAACAGAGUUUGUGGUCUAAAGUUAGGGACCAUUUUCACUUUAAUUCAUCAAAACUUGUUUCAAUAUCCAAACUGCAUCAGCGAGCUGUAAAUGAGGCUCUACAGAGUAAAAAUGGACAUCUGGAUCUUUUCCUGCGGUUUCUUCUGGGUCUGUCAGUGGAGUCUCAUCAGAUUCUUCUACAAGGACUAAUGAAACUGAAAAUCAGAUCAAUCCAGAAUAAUGAGACAGUUGAGUACAUCAAGAAGAAGAUCAGGAAAAUUAAUUUUCCAGAGAAAUUCAUCAAUCUCUUUCACUGUCUGAAUGAACUGGGUGAUCAUUCACUAGUGGAGGAAAUACAGCAGUUCCUGAAAUCUGGAGGAAUGAAUGAAGCCAAACUCUCCUCAUCUCAGUGGUCAGCUGUAGUUUUUGUGUUGUUGACAUCAGAGAAGAAGCUGGAGAAGUUUGAUAUUAAUGAAUUUGCUGCUCGAAACAAUAAUACUGAACAACUGUUCAUUUUUAAGAAGCUGCAGCCUGUGAUUAGACAAUGCAGAUCAGUUCAGUUGAGUUAUUGUGGUCUCACAGAUGAAGGUUGUGCUGCUUUGGCUUCAGCUCUGAGAUCAAACCCCGAACACCUGAGGGAUCUGUAUCUGUCUGGGAAUAAACUAGGAGAUUCAGUGAGUCUUCUCUCUGGUGUACUGGAGGAUCCACACUGUAAACUGGAAACACUGUGGUUGAGUGAUUGUGGUCUUACAAGUAAAGAUUCUGCUGCUUUGGCUUCAGCUCUGAGAUCAAACCCUGAACACCUGAGAGUGCUGGAUCUGUCCUGGAAUAGACUAGGAGAUUCAGUGACUCUUCUCUCUGCUGUACUGGAGGAUCCUCACUGUAAACUGGAAACACUGUUGUUGAGAGAUUGUGGUCUCACAGAUGAAGGUUGUGCUGCUUUGGCUUCAGCUCUGAGAUCAAACCCUGAACACCUGAAACAUCUGGAUCUGUCUUGGAGUAAUCUGGGAGAUUCAGUGACUCUUCUCUCUGCUGUACUGGAGGAUCCUCGCUGUAAACUGGAGAAACUGGGGUUGAGUAAUUGUGGUCUUGCGGAAGAAGGUUGUGCUGCUUUGGCUUCAGCUCUGAGAUCAAACCCUGAACACCUGAGAGGUCUGAAUCUGUCUGUGAAUAAUCUAGGAGAUUCAGUGACUCUUCUCUCUGCUGUACUGGAGGAUCCUCGCUGUAAACUGGAGAAAAUUAAGUUGAGUUAUUGUGGUCUCACAGAUGAAGGUUGUGCUGCUUUGGCCUCAGCUCUGAGAUCAAACCCUGAACACCUGAGAGAUCUGGAUCUGUCUACGAAUAAUCUAGGAGAUUCAGUGACUCUUCUCUCUGCUAUACUGGAGGAUCCUCACUGUAAACUGGAGAAACUGGAGUUAAAGAAUUGUGGUCUUACAGAUGAAGGUUGUGCUGUUUUGGCUUCAGCUCUGAGAUCAAACCCUGAACACCUGAGAGAUCUGAAUCUGUCCUGGAAUAAUCUAUCAAACUCCACAAAGAAGCUGCUCUCUGAUUUGAAGGAUGACCCACAUAAUAAACUGGAAACAUUACACACUUCACUCAGUGUUUAGUUUGCUCUGGAUCUGCUGAUGGUGAAUAAGGAGAAACGUCACAGACACACAAUCAACACACACUGAAGACACACAGACUCACACUGACUUCACAACACUGGCUUGUUGUUAUAUGCAAUGACCAGUAAAAUGAAAAUGACGUCAUUAUAUUGUUUCAGAUUGUCCAGAUAUUGAUUAUAGUGAAAAAGAGGAUUUGAAAAUGACAAAACUAAAGCACUCCUAUUGUAAUCAGUAAGUCAUGUUGACAUUGUGUAAAUAUGAAAUGUGUUGUGCAGCACAGACAGCUUUGUUCAUUAUUUUGGAAAAAUAAUAUUAUUGAGAAAUCUUGGUUUUACAAGGUUUAAAAUCAAGAUCAAGAUUGUGACUACAGAAGAGAUGUUGUGAUUAAAAUGUGUCAGCAGAGGUCGACAAAGAGAAUCAUUUUCUUGAGCAUUUAAUUCUCUACAAUAUUUCAAAUUAAUGAUCUGUAAUUAUUUAAAUGCAAAUUGUUUAACAUGCUUAUCCAACAUUAAGUGUCUGUUUAACAAUUUCCUGCUUUAAAUAGUUUUUCUGAACAAGUAUUUCUUCUGUGCAUUUCUCUUGAUGCCAAACAUUUCUGAAGCCCACAACAAAAGCAAAGUAUGUCAAGCCGUUUAACAUUAAAUCCAUAACCAAUACUAGAA